Messenger RNA from Astrephomene gubernaculifera, 1583 nucleotides. The record is from the annotation of a GenBank genome assembly. Lineage: Eukaryota; Viridiplantae; Chlorophyta; Chlorophyceae; Chlamydomonadales; Astrephomenaceae.
CAGUGCUGCUGCCGACGGCGGCGGCGGCCCUGCCGGAUCCUCAACGCCCCGGGGAGGUGGCGGUGCCGCCGGGGGGGCUGGUGGCGGCGGUCUGAAGCCCCUGUCAUCCUACCCGGCGGAAGGGGCCGUACGGCCCCUUGUGGUUGCAAUCAUGGACCGGUCACGAUUGGCUUCACUGCCACCCUCAGCCCUGGCGGACACGCUCCUGGCCCUCGCGGCGGCCCCAGCGCUCCCCGCCGCCGAUUGGUCCAUGGCCUGCCGUACACUCCUCGCCUCCGCCGCCACUGCCGUACAACCCCCUGGCACCGGCGUCGCCUCCUCAGCUAUGUCGUCUUCCGGCCUCCGGUUGCAAGCCGCAACGCUGCUGUUUGCGCUGUCCCAUGGGUCGGUCCCGUCCCUUGGACUUGGGACCCUACUGGAGGACUUCGUUGCGCCUGCGCGGUUUGCCGUACUGCCCCCUGCCGUACAAGGGUUGCUUCUGGCCCGCCUGCCUGCGUUGCUGCGCAGCUUGGCCGCUAAGCGCGCAGCUGCUGUCGUCCAAGCGCUGCCGGGGUUGCUAACAGCAGCGGCGGCGACGGCAGCAGCGACUGUCAAGGUGGGCGGAUGCGCCGACGCUGAGCGCAGCCAAGGUGCCGACGCGGACGCACCGUUUCCCUGGCAUUCAACCGCUGGCUUGGAUGAUCCGGCGCUGCAGCUGACGUGGUUGCGGCGAGUACGACAGUCCCUUGGACCCCUGCCGUACAGCGACGGCGGUGCUGGGACCGGCAUCGGCAGCAGCAGCAGCAGCGGCACGAGCGCCUGGCUGGCGGCGCACUGCUGGCUGGGGCUGCUGGGGGUGUGUCGUGCGUGGCAGGCCAAGGAUGCGAUGCUGGUGCACAGGGACAUCACCCAGGCCGCCCACUCGACGAUCGCCUCGCUCGCAUCCCUCCUGCCGCCGCUACCGUCGCUGCAACCCGGAGAGGCCGCUCAGCUCAUGGCCUGGGCCGCUGGAGCCAAUGCAAGCGGCGGCGGCGGCGGUUCCGCAGCAGCCGCUGCUGCCGCCGUCACCCUCGCCGCCGGCGGCGACGAUUGGAACUCGUACGGCCCCUCCGGCCGGCCGCUUGCGCUUGAAGCACCGGCGGAGGAGGCUGCCAAUGCACCUCCGCUGGCAGCGCUGACGGGGCUAGCGGGUACUGUACGGCAUGGCAGUUGCGGCGGCGGCGGCGGCCGUACCAGUGAUGCCGUACGAGCCACAGUGACAUUAUGGUCGCUGGCGGUGUGCUGCCUCCGCUGCCUGCGACCGGACUUCCUAACGGCUCAGAUCCUGGCGGCGGAGACGGCGGCGGCGGCGGCGGAGGCGGAGGCGCCGCCAACAUCGCUGGCGGCGGCCGCCGUCGCGUCGCUGCAGCUGCGCUGCGUGCUGGUGGCGACUGGCCACGUCAGCUACCGGGAGCUCAUGCCGGUUCGUACGGCAGCAGCGAUGGCGGCGGUAACGGUAACGUCAACGGCUAUGAUGGCGACGGCGGCAGGAGAGGGAGACGUGUUGCUGGUACCGCUGAGCUUGGCGCUGACGGCAACGCCACAGACAUUCCAGGUGCGGUGGG